AGUUGUCAUUUCUGAUUCAUGGCGGGACUCGCUCUCAUUAUCAGCAUGGGUCUAACCCUCUUCCUCGGUCUUAUCCCACCAGUUGAGGGUGAAUUGGUUUAUUCGAUCAACCGUGAUGGAAUUUGGUGGUGUGGAGGAGCAGCUGUGGGGUAUCCUCCGACUAUGAUUGUUUACAAUGAUUCUAAUGUUGAUGGCGCUUGCUUCGGGUAUCUUCGCUUUGUAACUUACUCCGACGCGGAAGCGGAGGAUCUUUUCAAAGCAUGCCAGAGGCCAGCCCUCGGAGGGGGAAACUCGAGUUUCCAUGGAGUAAUGGGGAAGUUGGUCCAUCUCCACGUUCAACCAGAGUACAAAGAAACGGAUAUUCCUUCCCAGUUGUUGAAGCAUACUAUUGAUUAUAUUCGUACCGGCAACGCUACCUCGGCUCGUGCCGUUCAUGCUGCUAUCAAUCCCAAGGAUUCCAUCAUCAAGAAAGCGCACGCAAACGCAGGAUUUGAAUUCAUCAAGAUUGAUUGGCUUUAUGAUAUGUACUGUUAUUUUUACACUUAAUUUUGGGUCAUGGGAGAGAAGUCACUAUAUUUUUCUGCGUCACGCAGUACUUCCAUAUCCCUUCUGAUUCAAUCUUGUUCACCAGACGUUUUACGUAUCGUCUUCACUUUUCGAGC
This is a messenger RNA of Perkinsus marinus ATCC 50983, 662 nucleotides long. RefSeq lists its product as hypothetical. The transcript has 5 exons. The record is from RefSeq and is a predicted model, not a curated record. Bases 19 to 546 code for a protein of 175 amino acids. Lineage: Eukaryota; Perkinsozoa; Perkinsida; Perkinsidae.